GUUACAUUUUGUGAAUUGUGAUGAAUAGAGCAAAUUUUUCCACAUGGAUUUGAAGCUGAUUAAAACUAAAGUUUUCCUUUCCUAUAAAGUUUUGAUUGUUGUAAUUCAUGUGGGACAUUGUUUGUGUUUUAGUGCGUCCAAUAUGAACGCGAAAUGGGGAGAAAACUCUCUGCUUCUGGAGCAUCCAAGUGGCUGGCUGAGCUUUUGUCGCAGAAACCUGACAGCAAUGACCGUUUCUCACUUGGAAUACUAAUUGCUGGGUGGGAUUCUGAAUUGGGAGCUGCCCUGUUUAAGUUGAAUGGUAAAGGGGAAUUCGAGGAAUCCUCAAUGGCUGGAACUGGAUAUGGUGGUGGUUCCUGUUUUGGAUUUGAUCGCAAUCCUUCUCGCUUUACGUCCAUAGAUGAAGCUAAAGAUUUUGCCAAAAAUACUCUUUCUUUUAUUGCAAAUUGCGUGCCGGAGAGUGUUGGACUUGUCAGUGUCUUCAAUGUUGGCUGUAGAGGGGUGAAACAAGUUGUCUCGGAUGACAGCAUAGCUGAUUAUCUAAAGGAGCGCUACAGAAAAUCUGGGCGGGAGUGGAAAGACGAGCGUCAGCUCAACAGUUCUAUGGUUCGAGAGAGAAAAGCCUGCAGAAGGGCAGAAGAGGCAGCGGAGGCUAGGAGAAAGUUCCCGACAGCUGAAGAGAUUAGGAGAGUCAAAGAGGCUGAACAGGUUGUGCUUCGAGAGUGGAGCACGCAGAAAAAGCAUUAGAGGAGUUUCUCAUGGAGGCUCCAAAUGGAGCUUUGUGGGUGAGGUUUGAACAUGCAGAGUUUGCUCGGGCGCAAGCUUUGAUUAGGUUACAAGAGGCAAGAGAGGCUUGGGUUUCAAUACUUUCAGAAGAUUCAGGCGAAGAUAUUUAAUGAUUUUCAAUGGAAAGAGCCGUAGCUUUAACAAUGCCUGCACUUGUUAAAAUUUGCUGCUGAUAUAAGCUGAAGACCGAUCUUAUGCCCCCUUUUGAGUGUGUCUAGUAUUGAUAGGCCAAUCUAUUUAUAUAUGUGCUUUGGUUUGGUAGGACAAGUUUUCAAAAGGGUGUUUAGGCGUUUUAUAAGAAUAGAAGGUGGCA
Messenger RNA from Oldenlandia corymbosa var. corymbosa, 1099 nucleotides. Lineage: Eukaryota; Viridiplantae; Streptophyta; Magnoliopsida; Gentianales; Rubiaceae. The record is from the annotation of a GenBank genome assembly.